AUCAUUUUCAAUGGUGCAACUACGUGGAAGCUCACCUCAAUCCAUGUUAAUUCACCACGUUUCAGUCAAAUCGCAUAAUUCCACAUCUAUAAAUACUUAUAACUGGAUUACACUAUCAUUCACCAGUGCAUUUACUUGAACUAAACAAUAAUAUAGCUUUCUAGCAAACUUGAGUGCAUGGAAGAAGAGCCAAAUAGUAGCGGUAACACAAGCAGUACUAGCCAUGGCGCUGCAUCGUCUAGCUACAGAGGAGCCCGGAAGAGAAAAUGGGGCAAGUGGGUGUCUGAGAUUCGUGAGCCAGGCAAGAAAACAAGAAUUUGGUUAGGGAGCUUUGAGACACCUGAAAUGGCUGCUGCUGCUUAUGAUGUUGCUGCGUUACACUUUAGGGGACAUGAGGCACGUCUCAACUUUCCUGAAUUGGUUCACAGCCUCCCUCGCCCUGCUAGCUCUAAUUCUGAACACAUACGCAUGGCGGCUCAUGAAGCGGCCUUAAGGCUUCGAGGCCCUCAAGGAGUGGCUGAGGUUGGAGGAUGGUCUAGCUCGAACAUGGCACCGGUCACAGUGAGGCUCUCUCCUAGCCAGAUUGAGGCCAUUAAUGAGUUCCCUCUUGACUCACCCAGCAAGAUGUGGAUGCAAAUGUCAAUGGAAGAGUCUAUGACGUUCUCCAAUGACAUUGAAGAUAAUGAAUGGGAAGAUAUGCAAAAUGAUUCUCUAUGGGACCCCUAGGUAACUUUCAAAUUAUAUAACACUAUUUUUUAGUACAUAGGAUAACUUAACCCUCUAUAUUAAAUUGUUAUAUGUAUUUGAUUUUCUAUAGUUUUUCUAUAGCAUCUAUGACUAGGAGGGAUAUAAUUUAACUUACAAAAGGUCAUAGAAAUAUAGUAAGAGAAGAUUGUAAUUGAAAAAGAACAUGCUGGGCUUGCUUAUUAUUUAGUUCAAGCACUAAAACUUGAAUCUGGGAAAUAGAGAGGUCUUUUAGGCUUCUGAGGCAUUGGAUUUUGUAGCAGAGUAUACAAGGAUUCACUGUUUCAUGGAAUAGUACCUGAAGACCAUUGGGCUUUUGAGGGAAAGCCACCUGUAUUCUCAGAAUGGGUUUUGGCGGGUCCCAAUUGACAUCAAAGGAGUUGGUUUUUUCGGUAUUUUAAGAAGUAUUUUAGUGGAUGAAAUUAAUAUAUAGUGAAUGGGGCCAUAUU
Molecule: messenger RNA, 1193 nt
Organism: Quercus lobata
Lineage: Eukaryota; Viridiplantae; Streptophyta; Magnoliopsida; Fagales; Fagaceae
Product: ethylene-responsive transcription factor ERF021-like
Exons: 1
Coding region: 178-726 (182 amino acids)
Biological process (GO): regulation of DNA-templated transcription
Molecular function (GO): DNA-binding transcription factor activity; DNA binding
Source: RefSeq, a predicted model, not a curated record